Cetraspora pellucida is the source of this 387-nucleotide messenger RNA. The record is from the annotation of a GenBank genome assembly. Lineage: Eukaryota; Fungi; Glomeromycota; Glomeromycetes; Diversisporales; Gigasporaceae.
AUGAUAAAGCUGAUAAACACCAAAACAAUCAAAAAUUGUUGGCUUCAUAUAAGAAUUAUAUCCCUACAUGAUAAUGAUAAAACACCUAUCAGUUUUCUUACUUUUGUUGAUAACAAUAAAGCUAUAAAUAAAUAUUUGUCUAUAGAUCCAAAUGAUGCCAGAGAACUUCAGCAAGUAAUUAAUAUGUUGUCUGCUACAGAAUUAGAGCAAGUAGAAGAUGAAGUUGUGAUAUCAUCUUUAGCUAAAAAGGAGCAGUUGAAUAUUUUAUAUAGUAUUCUUAAAAUUGUUAAUAAGAGGAUUAAUGAUAGUGGGAUAACAAUAAAGUCCUUAUACAAACUACAAUUCUGUAUUUAUAAAGAAGUUCAAAAAGAAGUGACUGAAAGACAG